Oryza sativa Japonica Group (Japanese rice) is the source of this 1466-nucleotide messenger RNA. The record is from RefSeq and is a predicted model, not a curated record. NCBI's taxonomy places the organism in Eukaryota, Viridiplantae, Streptophyta, Magnoliopsida, Poales, Poaceae.
CAUCUUCUUGCCCGAACCAGACUCCUCCCCGUGUCGUGUUCGCGAAACCCUAGCCGCGCGCCGCCGCCGCCGCCGUCAAGCUCACCAAGCCGCGAGGCGAGAUCCACGACCUAGGGGGAUAGGAGGCGGAGGAGAGGGAGGCAGCGAUGGCCGCCGAGAACUACUGGAGGUUCGCCGACGCGCGGCAGCAGCAGGCCAUGGUGGCGGCGGCGGCCGCCGCGGCGGGGAUGGCCCCCACGGCGGCGACUGUCGCGACGGCCGGCCAGGCCGCGGCGGGCAUGCCCCCGCAGGCCGCCAUGGCGCAGCAGGCCGCCGCCGCGCCGCCGCUCAAGCGCGCGCGCCCCGACUACGGAGAUGUGCCUGCAGGACAAGACAUGACUGGUUAUUAUCCACGUGAGACUGACAGGACAGGUUACCAUGCACUGAGAGAGAAUGAGGCUAUCGGAGCAUCCUAUGAUCGCUACUUGCGUAAUGGGAUGCCUUCUGUUGCUGCCACUGAAACCAAUAGGCCAGUUGUUGGUGGUAUGGGUGGAAUGGGUGGAAUGGGAGGCUAUCCUGUUGAUGAUCGUCGGAUGAUUGGUGUUGGCAUGGACAGCAGAGGUAUGGGCUAUGGUGCAAGGCCCGAGCCUCCUCUCCCAGCAGAUGCAUCAAGCACUCUGUACGUUGAAGGCCUGCCUGCAAACUGCACACGAAGGGAGGUGUCACAUAUAUUUCGCCCUUUUGUAGGUUUUCGUGAAGUCAGACUUGUCAACAAGGAGUCAAGACACCCUGGAGGAGAUCCUCAUGUCUUGUGCUUUGUUGAUUUUGAUAACCCUGCGCAAGCUACUCUUGCUCUUGAAGCAUUGCAAGGUUAUAAGUUUGACGAACACGAUCGUGAUUCAGCCCAUUUGCGGCUGCAGUUCUCACGCUUUCCUGGUCCGAGGUCAGCUGGCGGGCCUCGUGGUAGGCGUUAAGUCGCGCGAGUCUGGUUUUGAGGUGCUUGCGGAACCUACGUUUAUACGAGCGUUCAAACUCUGCGGCGUAACGCUUCUAUAUUGCGCUGAUAUCUCCGCCGGUGGCUUCUUCGUAGGGUUCGGCAUCUCAUGGUUUGAAAUCGUGAAAGGGAUGAUGCAAUAAUCGAUAUUCAGUCUCCAUUAGAUUGCGUACCGUAUGAUAGAAAAUUGGAACUCUGAGAGUACUUCCUCAUACUGUAUCUGCUUCCUUAAUAUUUAUGGUCAACUGUAUUUGUAUCUCGCGGCGUCACCCAGACAGUAUGGCUUGUUAUCAGGUUAUUGUUAUCUCUAGUUAACAUUUGCUUCCCUUUUUUUUGGGCAUAUUUAGUAAUUUUAAGAGCUUACUGUUUCUCGCAAAUACAUGACAACAUCUUAGGUUUAAUCUAAUAUAAUGUAAUCCUUUUGCCUUUCUGUGGUGUUAUUAUUUGCCUUAAUAUAUGUAGUUGCGCUGGACGUGAGUACUAGCUUUGGUAA